Molecule: messenger RNA, 2688 nt
Organism: Symbiodinium sp. CCMP2592
Lineage: Eukaryota; Dinophyceae; Suessiales; Symbiodiniaceae
Source: the annotation of a GenBank genome assembly
AUGCGGCAAUCGCCUGCAGCGGAGCAACUUAAAGAGCGACUUCGAGAAAAAGGCGCGGUUCCAGAACUCUACACGUUCGACAAAUUCUCCCAGCCUUGUGCUGUGUACAUCAAGCUCUUAUUCCCACGGCUCAACAAGCAAACCUAUGCGACCGCUACCAGAGAUGCAUCCUUUUGUUAUAUCGGAUCCACCAACAUCACUGUUGCCAAGAGAGAAUACAACAGGGUUGCAAAGCUUCGUCAACUACAACAACUCAAACUACCCAAAACUGAGAUUGCCAUUCGAUAUUGGAAUGACUCCCAGACCUACCUGCACUACAGCACCAUUCUUCUUUCGCAGCACUCGGAGUAUAUUGACGCCUGGGCCGAAGAACACAGCCUGAUCCAAAGAUGGCAGCCCAAGCUGAACUACCCAUUUGUCACGAAGGAGCUGGUCAAGAAAGCCCAAUUCUGGAAACUAUUGUAUUCCAUCUCCAGUGACACCAAACAAGAAUUUGAAGCCUCCAAAGAGUUGCGCAGCGGCAAGCACGAUGCAGAAACCGUCACCCUGCUCUACAGACUCGCCAACCACAUGGAGCAGCCGUGGAGAUCAAAAGCUCGAGCUCGACUACGAAAAGUUCUGCAGUUCAAGAACGCAUCGGUCCCAAAGCACAAUAAGACCCGUGGUCACUGGCCUGGAAACUUUGCAGCUACCUACAACGUUGGAGCUGGCAACGCCUUCUAUUCCUCCAAGCAGCGCAUCAAGAGACAACAUCAGGACCAAUUCCAGCGGCUGGCAAAGAGCAUUUUGGCCAUGAUUCCUGACGACUACAUCAUACACAACGAAGGCCACGCCAACGCACAUUCCAUGAUCUAUUGCCCCACCAUCUACAACCAAGCCGCCUACAACACCUGGAUGGACAAGCAGACAUUCCGAAUACUAGACAAAGCCCCGGAGGAGAUCAAGCAGGACAUGCAACACAACACCCCCAAGGUGGUCGCAAAGCACUACGCCAAGCUCCUCGCCUACGAAAAGCCCCUGCCGUAUGGGUAUAUACUCAUGAAAAAGAAGAAGCGAUGGGCCAAGGGGAGGACCAUUAUCGCGUACAGCAAUACGUGCAUCGGCAAAUUACUGAAGAUCGAAAUACACCAGCUCUUCAACAACAACGAGCACCUGUACCCGGAGCGCCAUUUGAAAUUUCUCAAUCACGAUUUGGUCGGAUUCUUUAAUUCGAUACCACAAUCCGACAUUCUUCAGAGCAUCCACUUCCUCACGUCCCAAUUCCUUGACGACCACAACCCCGCCAUCACCGUCGACCCGCACAACAAGAUCGCGCCCGCACACUCCGGCAAGUCAACCUACAGCCUGAAAUCCAACAUGGUCAAGGUACAAGCCGAACACAUACCAGCCAUCAUUCAGUUCAGCUUUGACGCCUGCGCUUUCACAGCCAUUGGGGAGGUCUUCCAGCAGACUUGCGGCACGUCCAUGGGAAACCAAAUCAGUCCCAUCCUUUCUACGUGCGCAAUAGUGGCCACAGAAAUCACAUGGCUACGAAUGUACGGCCAGUUCGUCAGCAGCGCCCACCUUCAUGACAAAUUCUGGAUUCGCAGGUACGUCGACAACAGAGCCAUCAUCGUGGAUGAAGACGAGCUCCAGAGCAAUCCAUAUAUCCAGCAGCUGGCGUCAUUGCAUUUCUACAAGAAGCCAGUACAACUUGAAGAUGACGCAUGUGAUGACUUCCUGGGCUUCCGCAUUCACGCGGAUGAUCGGCGGAUCACCUACAACCUCCACCGAGAAGCUUGGAGAUAUCGACUACCACAAUCAGGGGGAUCCACAAAACUGCGACUCAGUGGAUACCACAGCAGAAAGCACCUUAUUCGAACCAUUGCCUACCCAGCAGACGUGGCCAAGAAACAGCUGCAGGAGCUUGACGACCUCUACAGUAGCCGGGUUAAGAAGUGCAAAAAGCAGCGCGCCAAUGCCGCCGGAAAUGCCAUAAUCCUAACCGACAUCGACACGGACUCUGACGCUAUGGAAUACACGGUCAGACUACCGCACGGGCUACCGCUGGACAUGAAUGCACCCGUGCACUCAGUGGCCACGGAUGACCCGGUAGAACAAGAAUGUGAACUACUCCUUCAGCAAAGAUACAUUCCAUUUGAAGUUUUCCCAUGGCUCUCCACAAAGCUCAACUCAGAAUUCCUUGGAGCAUCUGCACUCACCCGAGCAGGCAGACGAGCAACAGCCUAUACAGUUGGCACAUACUACCACGCGGGCAGCAUCGGAGUACGUACCAACACAAGGCAGAGACCAUGGACGGCAGCUACACUGGCAUACAUGGUGCGAGCAUGCACUCACACGUCGUUUUCAACGGUGUUCCUAUUGCGCAACAUACACAUGGGCACUCAUCGAGACAAGUACAACAAGCCAGGAAGCCUCAAUGUAGUGAUCCCAGUAUCAGCUUUUCGACAAGGACACCGAUGGAUAGAAGAAGACAAUGGACCAGAUCUUUCUCCGAAUGGACAACAUCGCGGACGUAACAUUGAACUCAAGUUGCCCGGAGUUGAGUUCAGCCCAUUCAAACUCCACGGCACAUGUCCAUGGAAAUCAGAUCGAUUGAUCAUCUCAGCCUACACCACCAAUCGCAUCGAGGACAUAUGCAGCGAGGACAAGCGAUACCUCCAACAGCUUGGCUUCAACCUCGCCUAA